AAAAAGGAACAACAAAAUGGAAUCGAACGUUGGAGAGGAUUUGACACAAAGUCUGUGGAUGCGGAAAAUGUGUUAAAAAAUGAAGAAUCUUCGUUUCUGGCAAACAUACUACGGGAAAUUCUCUACAGUCCCAUGAACUUGGCUCUUUUAGCCAUUAUCUGCUUCUUGGUUUAUAAAAUUGUUCGGGAUCGCACAGAAGUACCGAGUGUCGGUGCCCCAAAACCAUCUGAGCCGGAGCUACCAAAAAUACGGCGAGAUUUUACGGUUAAAGAACUCCGGCAAUACGAUGGAAAUCAGCCUGAUGGUCGCGUUCUGGUGGCAGUCAACGGCAAUAUUUACGAUGUUAGCAAAGGAAAGCGAUUUUAUGGUCCAGGUGGUCCAUACGCUACGUUCGCUGGAAAAGAUGCCUCUCGCAAUUUGGCCACAUUUAGCGUAAACUCCAACGAUAAGGAUGAGUACGACGACCUGAGCGAUUUAACUGCUGUGGAGAUGGACUCUGUAAGGGAAUGGGAAAUGCAAUUCAAAGAAAAAUAUGAACUAGUGGGCAAGCUAUUGCGAAAGGGUGAGCAACCAACUAACUACGAUGAUGAUGAGGACGACGAUAAUGCCGCAAACGUAGAGGACGCCACUACUCCCGCUACUGAUAUUUUAAACGAUCAAAACGAAGGUGCGCGAAAACGUCAGCCUGACAGGUCAAAAACGGAGGCUAAUGGUCCUAAUGCGAGCACAACUAAGGCGGAGAAUGAAUCUACCGAUUGUUAGCACGCCCAUAUACAUGCAUCUUUUUUUUUUUGUUUUGUUAGAAAAACAUACAUACGU
Messenger RNA from Drosophila serrata, 819 nucleotides. It is a transcript of the gene MSBP, whose product is annotated as membrane steroid binding protein. Lineage: Eukaryota; Metazoa; Arthropoda; Insecta; Diptera; Drosophilidae. The record is from RefSeq and is a predicted model, not a curated record. Gene Ontology annotation, cellular component: membrane; endoplasmic reticulum; endomembrane system.